Molecule: messenger RNA, 300 nt
Organism: Staurois parvus
Lineage: Eukaryota; Metazoa; Chordata; Amphibia; Anura; Ranidae
Source: the annotation of a GenBank genome assembly
UCUCGCAUUCCUUCAGUCGGUGGGCGUCCAAUAUGGAAGGAUUGGCAGGACAUGAACCGGUUAAAGGUUCCCCACACCUUCCAGGUUCAUACCUAUACACGUCCUACCAUCUGCCAGCACUGUAGACGACUUUUGAAAGGAUUGUUCAGACAGGGCAUGCAGUGCAAAGAUUGCAGAUUUAACUGUCACAGGCGGUGUGUGUGCCAGAUGUGCCUGAUGAAUGUCUCGGAGAAGUGUCAAAUACUGAUGGAGAAGAUGGGGAAAGCUUUAAUCAAGAAGCUGAAGAUGAGGUUGAGAAUG